CUACUGUUUUGUCGCUUUCAGGUUUCUGAAAACCUCUACACAGUAUAAAAAAGACCUAGAAGAAAUGGUGAAUAGUCAUCAUGGUAAAGUUAUUUGGCCCGAUGAGAAAAGUGAAGAAUAUCUAUGUAUCCAAUGCAACGUAGAUGAAGAAGAUAGAUUAGGAAGAAUGAAGAUAAAAGACUGGGAGAAAAAUUCAGCAGGAGUUGUGUCUGAAGUAUGCAAAAUGUUAUCUGUACAUUACAAGUACUUCGCACUUGAGGUAUUGACUGAAUUAAAGUCUGGAAUAAGGAAAAUGGGAGUGUCUAAUCCAGAAUCAGUGUUGGUUAGUUUUGAAGAAAAUAAGAUAGCUAUUGCCGGUGAAACAAAGUACGUGGAUGAAUUAAGUGAGAAAAUAAAAACUAUGAUAACUUCUAUGGAACAACACCAUGACAGCCGUGGACAGGCUAUAACGAAGAUUGUGAAACUGGAAGAGCACGAGAUGGAACUUUUUAAAGAAGCAAAGUUUCUUGAACAUCUAAAGACUGUCAGUAUUUCGCUUGAAAAUCAAAACGUCAUUCUCAAGGGAAAAAGAAAGAUGGUAAAUGAUUCGGUUUUGAAAGUAAAGGAAAUAAUCAAAAGCUUGCCGAAACAAAACAUUGAAGGUAUCAGCAUGCUUGAAAGAAGUUUACUACGUAUGAACGAAACCACAUUGCAUAUAAAACGGAUGAUGACUGGAUUAAAGGUGGUUGCUGUUUGGAAUGUUUUGGAAGACGGCGCAUUAGUAAUGUACAGCCAAAGUGCCGAAGAACUGAAGACCGCAAUAACUACGUUAAAAUCAGCACUGAAAAGUACUAAAAUAAAGGUUAACACUAGAAUUGCAAACUAUUUGCGGAAAGGAGAAGGAAAGGCAUUUCUUGAACAUAUAGAGAAAAAGUAUAGCGGUAGAGUUAAGCUAAACGCAGAUAGGGAAGAAGUAUGCAUAGUAUCAUUGAAUAAUGUGCAACAAGAAAUACACGAAAAGGUUAUGAAGUAUUUGGAUUCACAUUCAGAUGUAACGGAAGUGCUUCCUCUUGAUCCUGGUGUAUUUCGUUUCAUUUUCAGCUAUAAAAGGAAUGCCAUUGACACACUCGUGCAACAAUACAAGCGUGUGGCAGUAGAGAUUGAUAUCAUUGAUAAACAUACAAGGAAAGGCUUUAUGAUAAGUGGAGAAAAAGAAGGAUGUAAACUUGCAAUUGUUGACCUACAUGCCGUUGUGGACACUGUUGCUCGAAGUGAUCACGAUGUUGACUGGCCUAUGUUCGACCAAUUUCUUCGAAGCUCCAAAGGCAUAAAAGAGCUGAACAAAAUUGAAUUGGCAGAGAAAUGUGUUAUACGAAUUUCAACAGAUGACACCAAGGUUAUUCCUGAGAAACCAAGGAAUAGUGUGCUAGGUGAAUGUAGAAUCGGAAAUUGUAAAAUCGAAAUCAUGGAAAACGAUAUUACUGAGAAAGUGGUUGAAUAUAUUGUUAACCCGACAGAUUCAUCGAUGAACAAUAAACAUGGUUUGGGUCGUACGUUGGUCGAUAAAGGUGGUUUCAGUAUCCAGAAGGAUUGUAAUGAUUACAUUCAAGGAGUCCCUUGUCUCAAAGAUGGUGACAUAUUCGUUGGCGCUGCGGGUUGUCUUCCAUGCCGAGGAAUUAUCCAUGUAGUUGUACCUACCUGGAGGGGAGGGAACAGUAAUGAGGAAUCUAUUCUUAAUUAUGUCGUAACCAGAUGCUUAAUUGAAGCUGACACGCGCAAUUCUGCAACCAUUGCUUUCCCACCCGUUGGAGCUGGAAGAUUAGGCUACCCACGUGGAAUUAUUGCCGAAAUAAUGAUGAAAGCCGUAAAAACGUACCUUAUAGAAAAUGGAACAGAAACGUUUCUGAGACAUGUUUACAUCUGUGACAUUGACAGAGACAUGUUAUGUCUCCAUGUCAAAGCUAUAGAAAAGGGUUUUGGACAAACAACUGUCAUGAUGCCAGAAUUACUUGGAGGCGAUGAGACUGACGCAAAAGAGUCGGAUAUUACAGGAGACUAUGUCAAGGGGAUAACAAAGGAAAUCGUAACUGGGUGUAUUACGUCACAAGACACUGAUGUUAUAGCAAAUUCAACAAACUUACAACUUGACCUUCGCAUUGGCACACUUUCACGUUUACUAGUAAAGGAAGGAGGACAAGAAAUUGUAUCGGAAAUAAAAGAAAAAUAUCCGAAUGGCAUAAUGCUCGGAGACAUAGCUGAGACAACCGGAGGAAAUUUAAAAUGGAAGGCUCUGUUUCAUGGAGUUCUCGUGAAGUGGGACAAAGGUCAGGGUUACGCCGACACGGUUUUGAGGUGCUUCGUGCAGAAUUGCCUUUUCACUGCACAUAAAAGACAGUAUGCUUCUAUAGCUUUCCCCGUACUUGGUGCGGGUGCUCUAGAAUUUCCACCAGAUCAGGUUGCAGAAAUAAUGUUCAAUGCAAUAAAUUCUUUUGAAAAGGAGGUCCCAGUUUCAUCUCUAAAAUGCGUUCGAAUUUCAAUAAUGUCGGAAGACGAAAAAUCAUUAAAGGCGUUUGAGGAGUACAAGUCCCAAUGUGGCAAAAACAGACAACUUUCAAGAUUAUCUGACAUAUCGUCCAGACAAAGUUGUCAAGUAGAAAGCGUUUUCACUGAAAGCGGUGGAACAGAUUAUAACACAACCAUUGGUCAUGUUAUACUGAGUAUAGAACAGGGAGAUCUGACAACAGCUACUACCGCAGUAAUAGUAAACAGUGUUCCAGAUGAUCUGAAUAUGGAAACUGGAAAAAUAUCCCGCGCAAUCUUUAGAGCAGCUGGGAAGUCAAUACAGCAUGAAGCAAACAAGUAUAGAAAAUCUUUCAAGCAGUCGGGACUGGUUUUGACAAGUUCCGGGCGAUUGCUUUGUCAGAAGAUUAUACACGUCAAAGCAAAAAACAGUGUAGCUGGAUGGAAAAAAACUGUCACAAAAUGUCUCGCUGAGGUUGAGAAGUCGAGUUUAAACUCCGUGUCAUUUCCAGCCUUGGGUACAGGCGGGAAGGGGUUUCCUCCUUCAGAAAUAGCAAAAACUAUGAUGGAAGCUUUUCAAGAUUAUAUUCUUGGAGAAAGCUAUCAAGGAUACUUAAGGAAUGUAAGGAUUAUUGUCUACGAAACGAAAAUGGUAGAAGAAUUCACCAGAGAAGCAAAGGCGUCUCUAGAAAAUUCUCCAAGGAAAUCUUUUUUUCUUAAGUUCUGGGAGCGUAAACCAGUAGAAGAGCCAGAAUGCUCGAGAAUGGUGUUUCACAUUUAUACAGAGUCACCAAAUGGUGUCACAGAAGUAGUGAGAAGAAUUGAAGAUCUUCACAAAGAAGUUAACAUAUCAGUACCAGAAACUGUUCUCACCAAAAUGUCGGACACCGAGAUUUCUAGACUUGAAAGAAUCGGCGAGACGUAUGGAGUAUACGUGUUUGUGUCAAAUGAAGGCCUUGUAAUUUCAGGCUACGGGAAGAAUGUUGACAUAGUUAAAGAAAAGAUUCAUCUGGAAAUAGACCGGAAGUGAUGUACUCACACAACAUAUUUAGUCGAUAAAAGAGAUUUUCAACGAUAAGUCACGGAAUUUUAUACGUGUCCUUUUGAUGUACAUUUAUUUGCAUUGUGCAUAACUAUAAAACCGGUCAAUAUUAUGAUUUAUUUAAGAAAUAAUUUAUAUCAAAAGAGUGCUUUAACACUAUUUAUGCAUGAUGGGUGGUUAUACGUCGGGCGUAAUAAUUUCACGAGGUAUCACCACCCGAGUGUAUAUAUAAUGUUAAAACACGCUUGUGCUAUAAAUUAUUUCGAUUCUAAUAUCCUUUAUUUAAAACAAUAGGUAAAAUAUAGAAGCGCUUUUUCUUGGUCGCAACAAAAACUUUGACGUCACCGCACGUUAAUAUGACGUCAUUCUAGCGUAUUAGUGAAAAACAUAUUAGAUUUUUUCUUCACUUGAAUCAGAGGUGGAGGACAAACGAUUUCAGACACAGUGUAUUUGAUCAAAUUGCCAAGGAGAACAUUCCCCUCACCCGGGGAUCUAACUCACUAGAUAUGCGCCCUCCGUGUCGAUCUGAGCAGAUAGGCCUCGUUACGAGCAAAAUAAUAUUUAAAUUGGCUCUUCCUGUUUACAGAAAGUAGGGCAAUUAGAAAAUCUAUGAUGUGAAUAGCAAUCCUUAUUUCCGGAAUCAUUUAUUUUAUCCCAAAGAUUCUUAAAAGUUUUAACGCGCAAUGUGAAUCUAGUAUUAGCUUAUUUAAUCUAAAGUGAAUUUGCACCAUUUUAAACUUUUGUAAUAAUAUGUUUGUUAAAUACAGCAACAAUGUUGUUUAGUUUUAUUGCAGUCAUUUAGAAGCCUUUCCCACACAGUAUCGUUGUCUUAAGUAGAAUAAUGAAAAGUAUAAAACAAGUUAACAGUCUUAAUUGAAACAAUAGCUGACUUAAAUUGCAUAAUGUAUAGCUUUUAUCGUUAUAAACAUGAACAGUGAUUGCUUUCCAAACAUGGAUAGCGUUUAUUUUUGGAAAAAAACAACAGUUCACUGCAAUCAGUGAAUCAUUUUUGUGACAAAUAGAAUAUUGGGUUGAUUUGGAAUUGUCGGUAAUGCAUUAUGUAUUAAUUAAAUUGAUUUGUUUAUGCUAAAUUCAUAUUCCACUCAAUGUUUUUUUGAAUGCAAGAAUAUGGUCGUGCAUUUAAGGUAGAAUAAUGCAAGGUAGACGUUAUAUGGGGUGCAUAAAUGUGCAGGGAAUACACUAUAUCCCGUUUUUAAUACUUGACAGUCAGUACUACCGUUUUUCUUCUGGUUAAUUUUACUAAUUGAUUGGCUUUUAUGUCAUAUAACCAAAAUGAUAACAUAAGAUAAGCAGUAUCGUAAAGACUCAAGUUACCAAUUUCGUUCGGCCACACAAUUCAAAAUAGGUACAUCAAAAACAAUUAUUAGUUUAACUUCAUUAUGGUACCUUUCUCUGUAUGCAAACAUGUGGUCAGAAGUUCGAUAACCUACAGAAGCCUAUUGAGAAAACUAACCGGAGGAUAAAUACUUUCAAAAAGGGCCCUUUCUGGGUUUUUUUUGACUCGACUGAAUUACCUUCAGCUACAAUGAUGCUUUGAAAAGUAUAUGGUUAAAAACAAUUUUACAUCAUAGAAUAAUAUAAAAUUUUAUUUCAAACUUGCGAAACUUAAAUGCUUUGGUCCGGGCGUUCUUACUUCAGAUGAGUUAUGACGUAUUUGUGUGUACUGAUACCUUUGAUUGACUUCGGUAAUAUGUUGUAAAGCUAACCUUGGCUCAGCAGAAAAUCACUUUAGUUUACAAUAUAUUAUCCAAAAUGUUGACAGAAAAACAGGCAUACACCACAUCUCGACACGUGGUAUGUUAAAUGUUAUAUGUUAUAUUCCUGAUUAUAUAACUGUUUGAUUUUGUAUUGUCCUUAAUAAAUAAAUGUAAUGUUACUGUU
This is a messenger RNA of Mercenaria mercenaria, 5443 nucleotides long. Its product is annotated as protein mono-ADP-ribosyltransferase PARP14-like. Gene Ontology annotation, molecular function: transcription corepressor activity. The record is from RefSeq and is a predicted model, not a curated record. Gene Ontology annotation, biological process: negative regulation of gene expression. Lineage: Eukaryota; Metazoa; Mollusca; Bivalvia; Venerida; Veneridae. The transcript is spliced from 14 exons. Gene Ontology annotation, cellular component: cytoplasm; nucleus. Bases 65 to 3529 code for a protein of 1154 amino acids.